Molecule: messenger RNA, 6095 nt
Organism: Varroa destructor (honeybee mite)
Lineage: Eukaryota; Metazoa; Arthropoda; Arachnida; Mesostigmata; Varroidae
Gene: Vps51
Product: vacuolar protein sorting 51
Biological process (GO): retrograde transport, endosome to Golgi; endocytic recycling; Golgi organization
Cellular component (GO): EARP complex; membrane; GARP complex
Source: RefSeq, a predicted model, not a curated record
AUGCGGCUCGUAUUAAUGGUAACACCAAACUGCAAAGUCUGAAGUUAGUUUAGGAGGUAAACAAGAGAUCGAACGAGAGCUAUGGCCUUUUUCUAUCUCUAAAUAGUGUACGUAUCGCAAAAAUACCAUCGCCGCAUUAUUGGUUCUAAGGUGUCUUCCCUGCGGUAUAAAUAUAGGCGAUUUGCACACUUUGUAUAGUCGACUAUAGUAACUAUUACAUCUUCAGAGUGCGUAUUGUAUUUGCUUGGGCGAAUAGGACACCCCGGCUACAAAAAUAUCGUAUAAUAUCUCAAAGGAUGCAUGCAGAUGCAGCCCUGUCUUAUAUGUCACAAAGCAACCCUGUACAUAGUAAUAUUAUAUAAAGUGACUGUCUGUUAGUUUUAGCACAAGUCCCAUUGAAUUUGCGGGAAGGGACCUAAAAGUAAAGCUUUUUACAGUAGGGUAAAGCCAUGGAAGGUCAAAAGCUGAUGGAAAUUCGAAACAUUAGAAAAUACUUCUCGACUGAAAUUACACCCAGAGAGAAACAAUGCGCGCUGGUGAAUUGCAGGUCGAUUCUGUACUUAGUCGACCUACCAUUAAAUAGGGGACAUAAAAAUGUGACACACAUAAAUAACGGGUUAGAUACUAUUUUUAAUAUUGGAUUAUUCGCUAGCCGAAAAGCAAAAAGCCAUCAAGAACAUCUAUGUACUAGAAAAAUGUAUAAAGAACGUUUACAUUAAACAGCAUUGCUUUACACUACGAGGUUUCAUAAGAACUGCGUUUAAAGGAUUUCAUUUGAUCUUUCUCAGUGAGUCACCAGCAUAGCGUACGCGACCUUUUACAAAGCAAUGCUUGUUCCAUAGAUGUUGUAGGUUCAAACUCACCAGUAGAAAAAUUUUGAUCGUAAGAGAAGGGUUUCAGGAAUGGAAAAGGUCGGCGACAGAUUUACAUUGAGCCGUGCAUUUACAUUCCAACAGAACACUGAAGAAGUGUUACGUUGCAAUGAAACUUUUCGUAAAAUGCUCACAUUUUUCACAUACACUUUUUAAGAGGCAGCUGGCAGUCAGCUACAGGAAAACUCUUACGUAACUCUUUUUUGAUUUAAUGCCAGUAUGCCUAACUUUUCAAAUGACCAAAUUUCAGGGAAUAAACGCAGCUUACAAGAUAUGUCCUAAAUUAUCUAAAAAUGCUUUGCAUUUAAUAAACACUAACACUGUUAUUGGCCCUUAGUAUAUUUAAAAAUUCAUAAGUUUCACAUUAUGCAUGAUAUUCUUCUACAGACACAUUCUGCGUCAAAUCGACGCUUCAAUCAAUCACUUUCAACGUUUGCGGCGGUUCGUCUGGCUUCUCUGGGAAAUUGCCGCUUAAGCAAUCGCCCGGAGGCGUUUCUGUGUACAUAUACUGAUCACGUCAUCAUUGUGUUUUGCCAUAUUGGUUGGUCGAAACAGCUGAGAGAUGCGCCAUGGAGUGACGGCAUGGUUAGAGUAAAGACCUAUAGAGUGGAGUGGUGGUGCUCACGUAACUAGUACUGACUUCACUGUUCAGUAAAUUUUUUUGUGGUUUACAAAAGUUUUGCAGUUACGUCAGACGAAUAGGUAACGUAUUAACACUAACAUUAUGUGUAUACGUUGUGUGUACACAAUGUUGACUGACGGCAGGUCAUCAAAACCUGAUCUUGCCUUUAGCAUGCAAAUGCAGAGCAUUUUAGCGCAUAGAGUGCAAACUCUGCAUUUUUUUAAUGAAAAAAAAAGCCACUGGAUCCUGCUAGAUACAGCAAACGGAUUUGUUACUAAUGAUUGAGCUUGCUAGGAAACUUUAUGCAGAUAAAACGAUAUAUAUAUAUAAGAUAAAAAAUGAAUUCUAAACUUUUUCGAUCAGCCGUCUUGAGCUCUAGCGUGGCGAUGGAAAGCGUCGACGAUGCGGGUGCCGUUUGCGGCGAUUUCGACCCAUACAAUAUCAACAGCACGGACUUUAAUCCGGACCUAUAUCUUCAACGAGUGUUUAAAGAAUACCGUCUAACGGAAAUCAUGGACCGUGAACAACAGAUUCAUCGUGAGAUUCAGCUACUCGACUCGGAGAUGCAACGACUCGUCUACGAUAACUACAACAAAUUUAUUUCAGCUACUGACACGAUCAAGAAAAUGAAGACCGAUUUUCAGACAAUGGAACAAGAGAUGGAGUCACUUGUUGAGAAUAUGUCGAAAAUAUCUAUAUAUUCAGGCAAUGUAUCGCAGGCACUGCAUAAACGUGCUCAGCAGGUAGCCAAUCUGAAUACGACAUCAACUCUCCUUAAUCGUCUGCAGCGAGUGUUUGAGUUGCCGGAAAACUUACGAAAGCACAAAAAGAACGGACAGUUUGCUCAAGCCGUAACAUUAUUUACCUCAGCCGAGUCUAUUCUCAGUCAGUACUCGUAUAUUGCCUGCUUUAAAGAUAUCCAUAGCGAAUGCCUGGCGAUCGUCGACGAGAUCAAGGCGAAGCUGUUCGAACGUUUUGAAGAACGCCACGUCAACGUUAAGGAGCUCUCGGAGGCAGUGCAAUUACUCAAUUCGCUCCACGAGCCGAUUGAGAAACUUUGCGCGCAAUAUUUGGAACAAGCGGCUAUUUCGCUUAACCGAGAUUUGACUGUUUUAGUUCGGCAGGUGUCACUGGCUAAGGGCGAUAGUUCGCCUGCUUCUGCGGGUCUACCACCCGAACUACAUCUGCUCCAUUCGACGCAAAUGGAUGUACAGCAAUUUGUUGAUCAUUCAUGUAAUUCGUUUCUUGGGAAUAUAUCGUUAAUCAUUGCCUCGUACGCCCAGCUCUUCGUGUCUAGUGGACGUGCUCAGGUCGACACAACAAUAAUGGAACAACAACAAAACUUUGUACGCAGCCUAAUCGAGGACUAUUUCAGGCUGGUCGCGGAACGUAUUGAAGCAGAAAAACGGAACAACAACACAGAAGUAUGCGUGAAAGCGUUAGAUAAGACUUUCCGUCGAGUGCAAGCACUAAACAAUCUACUUCCACAAAUGGACCUUAAUACGAAAGUGUACGAAAUGAUUCAAAAGGCUGCAGAAGACAAAGUAGAAUUUUACUUAGAGGAGAUGCAGGUAUUCAUUGUCAAUAAAUUAGCUGAGCUUCGUCAUGAACUCAUUCAGCCAUUUAAAGGUAGCCUUAGUGUGAUUCUGGUGAAUCUCGAAGCAGCUGUACUCGAAAAGGUCAAGUGCGUCCUUUGGGAAAUGCGACAUUUCGUCUCACAGGACGUCACGUUUGCAGCAAGUCGUGGUCAGUUGCGCAAUUUCAUUUCGGAACAUUUGAUCAAGCGCGGUUUAUUAGGUAAAUUUAUCUCCUUCGCGGCCGAUACAAUGCGAAAUGAAUAUUGCGACUUAAGUGGCAACCCUCUCGUUCAGCUGGUUUUAUCGAAGCUGUGCCUUGAUCUAAGGCAUUCGCUAGUCAAACAGGUGUUUCGCAUGUGUGACGACGCCCUCGAAACGCAAUCGAUGGCCUCGAGUAGGCUGCCGGCUGAUGUUCAGGAGCUGGUAUGCUCCGUGGAAUCGUUAGCUGAAGAAAUGCUACAAGGUUUUGUUGUACGUUCUGGUGACGUGAUUUCGAAUAUGUUACGAAAAAGCGUCGAUGCCCGAAACUGGGUUGGCUGUGCCGAACCUCGAAAUGUACGAGCGGUUAUGAAAAGGGUUGUCGAAGAUCUCACGCAACUGGACGCUAACGUCGGUGAACUAUACGAAGAAGGCUCCCGUCGUGAACGUAGCAGCGACUCAAGUCGAAGAACCUAUCCGUAUUCGCAACGUUGGGGGCCCCCUUCCACUGGGCAUACGGAGUGCUCGAUGAUGCCUAACCUUAACUUUAACAAACUUUUCUCAGAGAAAAUCGAGAUUAUGAGCAAAGUGGAACCAAAUCGCGUGUCAGUGAUGACAGGAGUCAUCAAGAUCUCGCUGAAGACGCUCCUAGAAUGCAUUCGAUUAAAGACAUUUGGCAGAUUUGGCUUGCAGCAGGUGCAGGUGGACGCACAUUACCUGCAUCUUUACCUUUGGCGAUUUGUUCAAGACGAGCAGGUGAUUUUGGCAUUACUGGACGAGAUAGUGUCAAGCUCAAUACACCGAUGUCUCGAUCCUGUGCUUAUGGAGCACAGCGUCAUUGAAGUGAUCAGCGAUAGGGGAUAACAAAUAUACAGAUAUGAAAUUAACGAACUUGGACGUGCGACCUGCGCCUUUUAAGAAGACUGACUCUUAGGCAAAGCAAAGAUUAUUUUUGGAAAAUAUAUAUGUAAGAGGAGUAAGGAAUCAUGAGCGUGUUUAUGGUUGCGGAUAUUUGUUCCUGUUUCUUUGUUAAUACCAUCGAAGUAACGAGUCAUUCAGAAUGACCACCUGUAGAAAUUGCGUACUCAUAUUCUUACGCUUUUGUGGCUAAUUAUUGUAAAAUUAGGAAACCAAACAAACUUUUUAUCACUUGGCUUAAAUGAUUUAUGCAUGUCAUGUAAGUACAUCGAAGCUUAUACAGUAAGUAGGUAAUCAUAUAAUGAUUAUACCCACGUAGCAAUAAAAGCACAUGAAAGAGCAUUUAUUUGUCAAAAACGAGUGCUACUGUUUUUACCCCUCCACAGUUCCUCGGUCGACUCCUGUUGAUCUACGAAACUAUACUCAACAUGAUCAAUCGACCAUGCAUGGGACUAGGCUCUUGGGUUAAUCGUAUUGUCAUGACUUUGGCAUAAGUCGCGAACUGUAAUUUCAUCGCUGCAAGAAAUUUACAACGAUGUUUCGUGUAGCCAAAACUAAAAUACCAUGUUCACGUGAACUUAUAUCGUCACUGAAGCUAGUUUUUCCUGGAACGCUGGAUAAGUGACGAUAUAUCUUACUGAAGGGUAACAGUAAACCUUGAUGCUCUCUUCCAUAGAGAGACCUCCAGGUGGCACACUUGUGUUGUCCGGAAGUGUGUAGCAUCCUGGAUCUGUAAUCAUCCAGCCGAGUCGAGGUGUCAUCUUUGCUUUUUGAGUUCUUUCUCGAACUGGCAUCUGUAGCAUGGCUUGGCGCCUUCGACCUUCUGAAUAGUCAACCGGUUACCAAAACUCGAUCCUUCCUUGUAUCUAUUAAUUGAGGCCGAAAGCGUUCCACGUUACUAUUUCUGUUUAUUGGAAAACCAAUAAUAAUUUGCAAAACAAAAUUAUUGUCGUAGACUAUUGUCCCUAAUUAUAUUAAAAUGUCAAAACGUGCUGUAUUUCGUUCUUCUGUAAUCUCGACUCAGAUGCUGCUCGUAAUUUAUUCUGAGUGAAAAUUAAUAGUUUGAUAUUGAGAAAGCACAACCGCAGCCUAGAGGAACAUGAUUCAAUUAACUAGAUUUAAUUUGGUCCGAAUAUUUUGAGGCUUUAAUGUAAAGCAGAUUUCAAAUGAUGUGAGCUUCUACUAUCUUCGUAAGUUGACCAUACAGCUAAAGGCAAUCUACCUGUAGUCGAGAUUCACAAUUGUGGUGAACCUAAAUCAUUACGUCUAGAUACGCUCUUUGUAGGCGUGAAGUGUUUCUCAAAUACGCUACACACAAAAAAUUUCUUACGGAAUAGAAUUUUCGAUGCCAAAUAUCUCGAAGGUGCAAGGGUUCAGAAAGGUUAAAACAUUCAAAAAGGUGCAGAGGGUCUCAAGAAAACUAAUUGUUGGAGCUUAUCUAAAUGGCCCAAUUGGUAAUUGAUAUUAUCUUCUCUGAAACGAUCUUCAGUUUUUCUAUCAGAAGUUUAAAUGCCCCAAAAAUAGCUUUGAACAGUUUUGAUGAAUUCUCGAGCCCUUUCAACCUAAAUCCUAUCAAGUAUCUCCCGGUUUGGCUCCUGCAAGAAUGUUUCAGAUUUCUCAGUAGACUCAUGAAAACUAGUGUUAAAGACUGUCGAUUUAAAAAAAAAAAAGUUUAUCUUCUCGAAGAUUCUUCCAACGUAAAGAGAUUGGAUAAUAGCUGAUCUUAGCUCAAAACCCGAACCCGACGCACUGUUUUGUAGCAUGAUGAGUUUUUGUUCUGUUCUAUAAAUAUCUGGUUUCUGUCCGGUGUCAGGAGUAGCGGAUGAACGCGCUAUGACAAACAGUCUGCCAAGGUUUUCCCCAGUUUGAACUCACCAGUCCGUAUAUAUAGAUCAGAAAAAGGAACCU